CCUAGGGCGAGUAGGCCUCAGGCCUCGGCUUGAUGGACUCGGAGCAGCCGGACAGCCUAGAGGGCUGGGUGGCUAUCAAAGCCGAUGCGUUCGCGGAGGCGGAGCGGAGCCGCCUGAGGUUCCUGGUCGCCUGGAAUGAGGUGGAGGGAAAGUUCGCCGUCACCUGCCACAACCGCGGCCUGCGGCGUGGGAGCGCGGUACCUGAGGCCGGGGCUCCAGCCGAGGCCCAGUCCAGCUGGGCCGCGCUCUACCGCCCGGAGGAGCUCCGCUGGAUCCACCGGCAGCUGGCGGCGAGCUGCUCGGCCCUGGAGCCCUGCUUCCCGGUGCUGCCCGAGCUCAGGCCUCCCGGCCUCUGGGGUCUCCUGUUCCCGGGCCGCCCCCUGGCCGAGGGCCCGGAGCCCGGAGCCGGACUCGACCCCGUCUGCCGGCAGCUCGAGAGAUACCUGAGCGCCGCCGUCGAGCUGUGCGGCCGCCGCAUCCUCCUGGAGUCGGUGUUUCCCGCGGCCGCCGACGGAGAGUAUUUCGAGAAUCUGACCGAGUUCCGGAGGAAAAGUCUGGAGCAGAGAGUGGUCUACGGCCGGGAGAGGCUGAGGGAGAUCCUGCACCAGCACAGAGCUGCUAAAGAUAUGGUAACCUUGAAAACCAUCUACCAAGAAGAAGAUGAGGCCUACCAAGAACUGGUCACUGCAGCCACACAGUUCUACCAGUACUUACUCCAACCUUUCCGGGACAUGAGAGAGUUUGCCUCUCUCUGUAAGCAAGAGGCCUUGAAAUCUUUGGAGUUUGACGAAUUGGGGCCAAGGAGAGUUCAAAGUUUGCAGAAAGACGUAGAGGAAUGGAACAGGAGGAUGCAGGAAGCGAUUUACUCAAUCCAGGACAUAACGGCGGAUUACUUUAAAGAGACUGUCAAAGCGCUGGCAGCCAUGCAGAAACAGAUGGAGGAAGAUCGAAAUCGUUUUGGCAAAGCUGCCUGGGCCAGUGUAGCACCCAGACUGGAGAAACUGAAGUUCAUGUUUGCAAAAGAAACCCUGCAACACACAAGGACAACAGAACUUUGCCUCAAUCGCAGGAAAGCAGAGAUUCAGCAAAAGAUGGAACACCUUGAUACCAAGGAAGCGGUGGAGAUGGUGGAUGAGUUAGAAAUCCAGUAUUAUGAAACACAACUGGAACUGUACAAUAUUCAGCUGGAAAUGUUGAAGCAUGAGGAGCUGCUCCUUUUCGCACAGUUGGACACCAUUCGCCGACAGAUCAGAGAAAAAGAGGAGGAGGUGAUUUAUUAUGACACCUAUGAAGACCCUGAGCAGCUUCAGACCACUGAUGAACUGGGGCAGAUACAUGACACUCGUUCAGUAGAAAUUAAAAAGUUGUGGCGCAAGGCUCACCAGCUGGAGACUAAGCGAGGUCGAAUUGGUGCACGCCGAUCCUAUUUGAGAAACAAGCGGGAUCAGUGUGAGGAAUCUCAAAAAGCAAAGCAGCAGCAGGAACGAGGAAACCAGGAACGCGUCCGGCAACACCACAGUAUCCAGAUGAAACGUGACCAGAAAAAGGAAGAAGACAAAAGGAGAAGGGAAUGGGUCAACCAGGAGCGGCAGAAGACUUUACAGAGACUCCGUGCAUUUAAGGAGAAAUCUUCAGCGCAUUUUGUAUUUCAACCUUGUUGCCAAGCUCUUGGGCUGCAGAAACAGUUCACAUCUUUAUCUCCAGCUCCCUCCGUAUCUGAACAGCCAAUGUCCCUCUUGGAUCAUUCUGCCAGAAAGAAGCAACCGCGAACCAGAACCUCAAAAGCAGCGAAGAACAGCCUUCCAGCUCCUGUUGAUAUCCCGGUGCAAAUCUUCCUUCCGGCAGGUGCAGUGCCACCAGGACAAACGGAGACACACGGGAUUUCUCUGGUGCCUCCUAUGAUACCCCCGCCACCCCCUCCCCCACUGCCCCCUCCCCCACCGCCGCUACCACCUACACCCAGUACUCUCCUGGGCCACAAGAGCACUUCAGUAAAUGAUAAUGAGGUCCAACCUCUCAUCUUCUCCGCAGAGAAUUCAGCAAAGAAAUCCCUGAAGGAAAAUAUAGGAACGAUGGAUGAUGUGCUUGCUUCCUUGAAGCGCGGUGAAAUCUUGCUUAAGAAAGUGGAUCGGACAAAGCAGCAAUAUCUGGACAAGUCAGGCGACCUGCGUGAAAGCAUGUUAGCAUCAAUUCGAAAAGGCAUCCAAUUGCGAAAAGUCACAGUGGGAGUUAACCUGCCUCUGAAUACUGAUCCAGUCAAUGACUUGGAGCGUAGCAUCAAAGCAGCAAUGAAGCGGAUGAAGAAAGUAUCCCCGGACUCUGAUGAAGAAGCUGAUGAUGGCACUCAGUCUGAAGAAUGGGAGAGCUGACUGGACACUCCUGCCCCGCACUUGCUGUGCAAUUUGAAUCACUUGAAAAACAAUUUGAAUAAUUUGUUUCUUUCCUGUCUGAUGUUGUUGACAGAAAAUCAUGGAACAAAGCAGGAUGAAGGGCUGAGUAGUUUAAACAUCAAACUAGCUUCUCUGCCAAGUGACCUAACCAGUGGCCAUGUGCAUUUCACCAAAGAACUUCACUAAAUUUUGAGUGUCAGACAUUAAUUUUGAAUAUUAGAUGAAAGAAUUUAUUUAUAACUUUGCAAUCUCUGAAUUCCCUGAUUCACUAGAGUGAAAAUAACCCAUGUACCCCAAUCUACUGGCAAUUCAGUUAUUGCACCAACAGAUUCAAUUGUGCAUCAGUUUAAUUUGAGUAUCUUUGGUCUCCUGUAACUUGCCUUUUAAUUGCUUAUGAGGAACCAGCAAAGACCAGAAGACUCUUGUCUUGACCUGUCCCCCACCCCUCAGUCUCUUGUCUCCUAAUUCUGUAUACACUGCCUCAUAGGACCAUGGAACUUAGGAGCAGGAGUAGGCCAUCAGCCCUUUGAGUCUGCUCUGCCCUUCCAUUAGAUCAUGGCUGAUCUGGUUGUGGUUGCAACUCCACUUUCUUGUUUGCCUCCCAUAACCCUUGACUCCUUUGCCUAUCAAAAAUCUUUCUAACUCAGCCUGGAAGAUAGCCAAUGAUCCUGAUCUUAUUGAAGGAAACAAAAUCCUGAGGGGCCUUGACAGGGUAGACACUGGGAGGCUGUUUCCCCUCAUGGGAGAGACUCAAACUAGGGGACACGGGUAACUCUCCCUUUUUAAGACCAAGCUGAGAAAUUUUCUAUUGAUACCUUCUUUCUCUACGACACUUUCUGCUAACUUUCUUCUUAUUCCCAGCUUCCUCCGUUUUAGUUUUGAGCCUUUAUCAUGGAACGUACUUAACAGUGCCCUUCAAUUCAGGUGCCUUUUUACAAAUCAAGCAACUUGAAUCAUAUGAUUCAAUCAUUUUAUGUUGCCAGUAAUAACUUGCAUUUAUACAAACUCUCUAAUGUGGCAUUCGGCAGGAGGAGGAAAAUGAAUUGCAAACCAAAUCAGAGGAGCAAGGAUGGGGAAACGAUGCAAGAACUUGCAUUCAUAGCGCACCUUUCACAACCUCAGGAUAGCCCAAAGCCCUCCAUAGCUAAUGCAGUGCAGUACUUUUAUUUUGGACUGUACUUAGUGUGAUGUAGGAAAUGUUGCAACCAAUUGCACAAAGCUAGCUCCCACAAAUAACCAUGAGAAUGACCAUUUCUAUGUGAUGGAGUCAUAGAGGUCUACAGCACAGAAAAAGGCCCUUUGGCCCAUCAAGUCUGCGCUGGUCAAACAAGUACCUAACUAUUCUAAUCCCAUUUUCCAGCACUAGGCCCAUAGCCUUGUAUGCCAUGGAAUUACAAGUGCACAUCCAAGUACUUCUUAAAUGUUAUGAGGGUUUCUGCCUCUACCACCCUUUCAGGCAGUGAAUUCCAGAUUCCCACCACCCUCUGGGUGAAAAAAUUCUUCCUCACAUCCCUUCUAAACCUCCUGCCCCUUACCUUAAAUCUAUGCCCCUGGUUAUUGAUCCCUCCACGAAGGGGAAUGGUUCCUUCCUGUCUACCCUAUCUAUGCCUCUCAUAAUUUUAUACACCUCAAUCAUGUCCCCCUUCAAUCUCCUCUCCUGCAAGGAAAUGUUGUUUGUGAGUUAAAUAUUGGCCCAAGGCACUGGGGGAACUCCCAUGUUGCUCUGAGUAGUGUCCAUGAAUGUUUUGUGCCCCCUGAGAGGGCAGAUGAUUUAACAUUUCAUCGGAAAGAAGGCAUUGCUAACAGUCCAGCACUCCCUCAGCUCUACAACCUGCCAGCUCAAGCAAGAAUGCUACAAACCACAACAGAAAUUAGAAUUACUUUGGUGGGUGUCCAUGAAGGGAUUUAAAAACAGCAGAUUGAGAAUUUUAAAUCUGGGUCAUUGGGAGACCAGAAACCAAUGUAGGUCGUCUAUGUGAAUGAUUCAGAGCAGUAUAGGUUAGAGAGGCAGUUUUGAAUAAGCUGAGUGCCAUGCCAACAAAACAAAUUAACAUGAUUGAAAAAGAAUAAACCCAUCUACUCACUGUUGCCUGACUAAUCAUGAGUAACACUGCCUGCGAUGCACUAGGAUUGUUUAAUAAGCACUGACUGGGGCUGUCUCAGUGAUAUAACUCCGUGGGAGUAAGAUAAUGAGAAAUUUGGGACAGUCUCCCAAACUCUAGGUAUUUAAUUGUGAUGUAUUAUCAGCAUCUGCACUUAGUCAGCAACCUAUCCUGAAUACGUCGUUAAAGCAGUGAUGCCCCUUCUCUGUGUUUUAGUGACUCUCUUCCAACACGAGGAGCACUCCAAAGAGACACUCUGAAAGCAGAGAUAAUCCUAAACAAUCACUAUGGCCUUUAUUAAACUCUGAAUUUUCAGUUUCAUCAAAGAUCCCUGAGAUCCCGCUAGCUAUAGCCCUGAAGCAGGUGGCUCGAGUUUGGCCCUAACCAGGGCUGCAGUUUGGGUUUCCCAAGCUUGAGAGGGGGCCACAAAUGGCUCAGGCUCCUGCUCACUACCCAGUGACCUGGGAUGAAAGCAGGAUUGGCCUUGACUGUGAUGCCCUCUGCAGUUGAAUGCCUGGCUUUUACUGUUUAGGCUUGAGUAUGGAACUUAAUCCCAGUAGAUGACAAGAGAACACUAAAGGAAUAUUCAAUUAACAUUUCAUUAGACUUUUUAAUGUAUCCUGAAUUAUUCCAUUUGGAAUAUGAGGCAUAGGGUGCACUAGUGAAUAAACCAUUGAAAUGUAUUAUUAAUUAAGACAUAGUUUACUGUUUCAAAAAGAGCUUCUGCAAAUAUAAUUAUAAAUUGUAUUUUUUUGCACAAAUCUACAAUAGAAAUGUAUGGCCGUCUAUUUUUAAUAAGAAUAUUCAGGUUAUCAGUCUAAAGCACUUUAAAAUGUAACUGCAGAACACUCUGAAUGUGCUCUGUUUCAGAGGACUGUUGAUAUCGAAAAAGCUUAAAAAUUCUAAAGUUUAUCAUAUGUUUAAUUCCUUUGUUUUUAAAGCUUCAUUUGCUUGUGGUAUAAUGUUUCCUGUUAGGAAACUGCAUGUAACUGGAGUUUCUGCUAUUGCUCUGUCUCUGUAGAAAUUGCUGAUAAUAAAAUUUAUUUUUAAAUCUU
Messenger RNA from Carcharodon carcharias (great white shark), 5547 nucleotides. RefSeq names its product WASP homolog-associated protein with actin, membranes and microtubules. Gene Ontology annotation, molecular function: Arp2/3 complex binding; actin binding. Gene Ontology annotation, cellular component: endoplasmic reticulum-Golgi intermediate compartment membrane; cytoplasm. The record is from RefSeq and is a predicted model, not a curated record. Lineage: Eukaryota; Metazoa; Chordata; Chondrichthyes; Lamniformes; Lamnidae. Gene Ontology annotation, biological process: Arp2/3 complex-mediated actin nucleation; endoplasmic reticulum to Golgi vesicle-mediated transport. The coding region runs from base 33 to 2369 and encodes 778 amino acids. The transcript is spliced from 10 exons.